Molecule: messenger RNA, 10192 nt
Organism: Stegastes partitus (bicolor damselfish)
Lineage: Eukaryota; Metazoa; Chordata; Actinopteri; Pomacentridae
Gene: sbf1
Product: SET binding factor 1
Exons: 43
Coding region: 152-5989 (1945 amino acids)
Biological process (GO): regulation of Rab protein signal transduction
Cellular component (GO): cytoplasmic vesicle
Source: RefSeq, a predicted model, not a curated record
AGGCAGACUGACAGUAUGGCGGCGGGGUGCAGCUGGAAGGAUGCUACUGUCGCCCGUGAUGUGUCUGUCGCCGGCAGGACGUAAAUGGACUAUUGACGGCGAAAAGAGAAGAGGAUUUAGCAAGAAAGGCCUGUCGCCGUGAGCUCCCAAGAUGGCCAGGCUCGCCGACUACUUUGUUGUGGUCGGUUACGACCUCGACAAGCGAGUGGAGGGUGAAGGUCAAGGUCGCAUUCUCCAGCGGUUUCCUGAGAAAGACUGGGAGGACAGCCCGUUCCCACAAGGCGUAGAGCUGUUCUGUCAGCCCAGCGGUUGGCAGCUGGUUCCUGAGCGGCAGCCUGCCUCCUUCUUUGUAGCGGUUUUGACUGAUAUCAACUCGGAGCGUCACUACUGUGCCUGCUUUACCUUCUGGGAGGGCCUAGACAACCCGCAGCUGCAGAAGGCUGAGGCCAGCGAGGUGGAUGAAGCGGAUGAGGAGCCGACUGUUGUCCAACCAGCUAAGGUCUUCGCCCCAAAGAGCCUGGUGGUGGUGUCCCGACUGGAUUACACUGAGGUGUUCAGGAACUGUCUGGGUCUGAUCUACACCGUCCAUGUAGACAGCCUGUCUGUCCCCUUGGAAACAGUGAUCGGAAAUCUCCUCACCUGUGUCAUCCCCAUCGCUGGAGGCUCCCAGACAGAUGAGUCCCCAGUUUGUAGUUUAGACAAAGUUCCUCAGGCCCUGGCCUGUGACUGGCUGCUGGCCUGUCUCCAGCCGGGCCAGGAGGAGAGAGAGGAGAGUUUGAGGACUAUAACAUUAGGCGCUGGCGACCGGCAGGUUAUCCAGACUCCCAUCAACGACUCCCUUCCUGUUAGCGGCAGCAGCGUGGCCCAGCUCUUCAGACAGCUUGGUAUAGUCAACGUGCUGUAUCUGUUCUGUGCUGCCCUGACGGAGCACAAGAUCUUGUUCCUUUCCAGCAGCUACCAGAGACUAACAGAUGCCUGCCGAGGACUGCUGGCAAUCAUGUUCCCCCUGAAAUACAGUUUCACCUACGUUCCAAUCUUACCGGGAAAACUACUGGAGGUCCUGAGCACUCCCACCCCCUUCAUCAUUGGUGUAAAUUCAUUCUUCCGCUCUGAGACACAAGAACUGUUGGAUGUGAUCAUCGCCGACCUGGAUGGAGGCACGGUCACCAUCCCUGAGUGUGUCCACAUCUCCCUGCUGCCUGAACCUCUCCUCCAGCAGACCCAGACUGCACUCUCCAUGGUUUUGGAUCCGGAGCUGGAAAUUGCUGAUCAUGCCUUCCCCCCACAGUCCACGACACCUUCUGCACUCAAGAUCCAGGACAAGGAGAUCCGAGGUGUCUUCCUAUGGCUGUUCGCUCGGCUCUUCCAGGGCUACCGCUGGUGUUUACAUAUCAUUCGCAUUCACCCCGAACCUGUGAUCCGUUUCCAUAAGGCUGCCUUCCUGGGCCAGAGAGCACUGUCUGAGGAUGACUUCCUCAUGAAGGUGUUGGACGGCAUGGCGUUCGCAGGCUUUGUGUCGGAGAGGGGCCCUCCCUACAGAGCCACCGACCUGUUUGACGAUCUGGUAGCCAAUGAGGUGGAGCGGAUACGACAAGAAGAGGCCUGUCCACACAAAGUCAUGAACCACGUUAAGGAGCUCGCCGAGCAACUCUUCAAAAAUGAGAACCCCUACCCUGCUGUGGCCAUGCACAAAGUCCAGCGACCAUCAGAAAACAGCCAGAACUCUGCGCAGAAUCAGACACCCUUUCCUGGGCUGGACGAUGUUGCGGUGCAGCUCUUCAUCGAUCACGCUGCUGCCAAGCUCAAGACUGCACCUCCUGUGGUCAAGGCAGAGCUGAAGGGCAUGGUGCCAUCCGGGCCUCCACUGGGAGAUAUUGUGGACAGGAAUGGCAACGUGAUGGCUAACAGCGCCCGCAGGCUGGAGGUGGUCAGGAACUGCAUCACAUACAUCUUUGAGAACAAAAUGCUGGAGGCCAAGAAGUUGAUGCCAGCUGUACUGAGGGCAUUGAAGGGUCGGGCAGCCAGGGUUUGUUUGACCCAAGAGCUCAAUCAACAUGUCCUACAGAACCGAGCUGUGCUGGAUGACCAACAGUUUGACUACAUUGUUCGCAUGAUGAACUGUACCUUACAGGACUGUUCUCAUAUGGAUGAACAUGGUAUUGCAGCUGCCCUCCUUCCCCUGGUCACAGCAUUCUGCAGAAAAAUGGGAGCAGGUAUCACUCAGUUUGCCUACAGCUGCGUACAGGAGCACAUGGUGUGGACCAACAUGCAGUUCUGGGAGGCCAUGUUCUACAGCGACGUCCAGAACCACAUCAGGGCUCUUUACCUGGAGACAGAGAACGGAGAGCAGCAGAACAACUUGGAGCAGCAGGACGGGUCAGGCAGCGGAAGAGAAAUCAGUGCCCUGGAGCUGGCGUCAGAGCAGAGCCGCCUGUGGCCGACCCUCAGCAAGGAAAUGCAGACGGAGCGCGUGCAGAAGGAGGAGAGCACCGUGUUCAGCCAGGCCAUCCACUACGCCAACAGGAUGAGCUACCUGCUGCUGCCGCUGGACACCAGCAAGAACCGGCUGCUGAGGAGCUCCGGCCUUGGAGAUGUGGAGAGCGUCAGCAACAGCUACGUCACAAACAGUAUUGCAGGCAGCAUGGCAGAGAGCUACGACACAGAGAGUGGCUUUGAAGACGCUGAGAGCUCCGAUGUGGCCAACUCUGUUGUGCGCUUUAUCAACCGCUUCGUAGAUAAAGUGUGCAAUGAGAGCGGCGUGACGAACGAGCACCUUAAGGCUCUCCACACCAUGAUACCAGAUAUUGUUCAGAUGCACAUCGAGACGUUAGACGCAGUCCACAGGGAGAGUAAGAGAUUACCUCCGAUCCAAAAGCCCAAGCUGCUGAGGCCGACCCUGUUGCCUGGUGAGGAGCUGGUGAUGGAGGGUAUGCGGGUGCACCUGAUCCCUGAUGGUCGCGAGGAGGCCACAGGGCUGAUGGGAGGUCCACCUCUACUUCCCGCCGAGGGCGCCAUCUUUCUCACCACCUACCGCCUCAUUUUCAAGGGCACACCAACCGACCCGCUGGUGGGUGAGCAGGUCGUGACUCGCUCCUUCCCCAUCGCCUCUCUGACCAAGGAGAAGAGGAUCUCAGUCACAUUAACCAUGGAUCAGUUUGUCCAAGAGGGGCUCCAGCUACGAUCCUGCACCUUCCAGCUAAUGAAGAUUGCGUUUGAUGAGGAGGUCGCGUCAGACCUGGCUGAGGUUUUCAGGAAGCAUGUUCACAAGCUGCGUUAUCCUCAGCAUGUCCAUGGCACCUUCGCCUUUACAGUGGGUCAGUGCGGCAAGAUGGUGGUGGAGCACAAGACCAAGGACAAGAACCAGUCACUCAAGACACUUUCUAAAAACCUGGUGAAGAGCGCCAAGAGGACCAUCGGCCGGCAGUACGUGACAAGGAAAAAGUAUUCUCCCCCCACCUGGGAGAACAGGAGCAGCUUCCAGUCGGAGCUUGACGAGGAUGAAAUCUCAGUGUCAGAGGAGGUGGACCAGAGCACCCUCACCCUCUCCUCUACCAUCCGCUCAUCAGACAGGCAGACCAUGAGCAAUGUUGUGGAGCGCGCCUGUUGUCGUGACUACCAGCGUCUAGGUCUGGGCACUCUCAGUAACAGCCUGACACGUUCCAAGAACGAGCCUUUCCGGAUAUCGACUGUUAACCGUAUGUACACCGUUUGCAGGAGCUACCCCGGGCUGCUCAUCGUCCCUCAAAGCAUCCCAGACACGACUAUCCAGAGAAUCUGCCGCUGCUACCGGCAGAACCGCUUCCCCGUCGUGUGCUGGAGGAAUUCACGAACCAAGGCCGUCCUGCUGCGCUCAGCAGGCCUUCAUGCUAAGGGGGUGGUGGGCUUCUUCAAGUCCCCCAAUGCUCCUACUGCAGUGCCCUCCCAGGCAGAUUCCACCAGUCUUGAGCAGGAGAAGUACCUGCAGGCCAUCAUCAGCUCCAUGCCUUCUUACAGUGAGAGCAGCGGCAGGAACACACUGAGCGGCUUCACGUCCACACACAUGAGCACCUCUGACUCCUCAGAUAAGCUGAGGCAGCCCAAGAUCGGAGCUCUGAUGAAGCAGGUGAUGGGUGCCAAGGAUGACGUUCCUGGAACCUUCAGCAGAGGAGCUCUGGGUCAAAGGGCGAAAGUCAUCUCCCUCUCUCAGCCCAAAGUGUCUGGCAAGGCCAGGAACCCUCCUAGAGGUAAAUGGGGCAGUAUCCGAGGCAGCGGGCGUCUAAGUGCCUACAACCCAGACGUGGGGACACGUCUGGCCGGGAAAGAGUCUCCGCAGCCCAACGGAGGGCCAAGUGAGGCGCUGUUCCUCCGGCAGCAGAAGGCCUACCUCUACAUCAUCGGGGACAAGGCCCAGCUCAAGGGAGGGAAGCAGGACUCGUUCCAGCAGUGGGAGGUGGUCCCCAUCGAGGUAUGUGACGUUCGGCAGGUGAAGAACAGCUUCAAGAAGCUGAUGAAGGCCUGCGUGCCGAGCUCUCCAACCUCUGACCCCAACAUGAGCUUUCUGCGUUGCCUGGAGGACUCCGAGUGGAUGGCUUUGCUGCACAGGGUGCUGCAGGUGUCCGUCCUGGUGGUGGAGCUUCUGGACACGGGCUCAUCAGUCAUGGUCAGCCUGGAGGACGGCUGGGACGUCACUACACAGGUGGUGUCCCUGGUGCAGCUGCUGUCUGAUCCCUACUACAGAACCUUUGACGGUUUCCGACUGCUGGUGGAGAAGGAGUGGCUGUCGUUUGGGCACAGGUUCAGCCACCGUGGAGCGCAGACUCUGGGCAGCCAGAGCAGUGGCUUCACCCCCGUCUUCCUGCAGUUCCUGGACUGUGUUCACCAGAUCCACCUCCAGUUCCCCAUGGAGUUUGAGUUCAGUCAGUACUACCUGAAGUUCUUGGCCUACCACUAUGUGUCCAAUCGCUUCCGCACGUUCCUGCUUGACUCGGACUACGAACGCAUUGAGCUGGGAGUGCUGUAUGAGGAGAAAGGAGAGAGGAAGAGUCCUCAGGUGUGCAAGUCUGUGUGGGAUUACAUCGACAGACUCAACAAGAAAACACCCAUCUUCUACAACUACAUGUUCGCUCCUGAAGACGACGAGGUGCUGCGACCGUACACCUUCAUCUCCAACCUGAAGGUGUGGGACUUCUACAUGGAGGAGACUCUGUCGGAGGGGCCGUCCUACGACUGGGAGCUGAGGGGCCGGCAGGAACGCAUAGCAGAGGAGACGACUGAGAAACCUGAAACCACUGGCCCUAAAUCGCAGCGGCGCAUCGUGUGGCCAUGUUACGACAGCCUGAGUAAGGCAGUGCCUGACGCCAUCACCAAGCUGCUGCAGGACCUGCAGAAUCUGGAGGCUGAGCUUGGACAGACGUCGGAGAAGUGGAAGGACACAUGGGAUAAAAUCAAGACCACGCAGAGGACUGAAACCAAACUGGAGAGCAAGCCGUCUUUCUCCAGCUCCCUGCUGAUGUCGUCCAACCUAAGCCACCAGCGGCGUUCUCAGGGCGUCUACCUGCAGGAGAGCGGUGUGGGGUCCUCCAUCAACCUGGCUCUGGACUGUGAGGCUAGUGCCACCUCCACGCCUGUCGCCGGCCGGCCGAGCACCAGCACGCUGUAUAGCCAGUUCCAGAGCUCGGAGAGCGAGAACAGGAGUUUUGAAGGUAUUCUGUUCAAGAAAGGGGCGCUGUUGAAACCAUGGAAACCACGAUGGUUUGUGCUGGAUAAGACCAAACAUCAGCUGAGAUACUACGAAACCAGACAGGACAAGGAGUGUAAAGGGGUGAUCGAGCUUGCCGACGUGGAGUCUGUCACAGCAGGAACACCUGCCAUGGGAGCGCCGAAAAACAUUGAGGAGAAAGCCUUCUUUGAUCUCAAGACGACCAAACGAGUGUACAACUUCUGUGCCCAGGACAGCCUGAACGCACAGCUGUGGAUGGACAGUGUUCAGAGCUGCCUGUCAGAUGCCUAAAGACAAGGCGGGACUCUUUCAGGAUUAAAAGCAACCUUGAACGAAUGAGCAGUUCUGCGGCACCUGACGGACAUUUUUGCUGGCCAGUCCCAGCAGAACAGGGAGGAGUAGGGGCCUUUCACCACUAAAGCUCUGUUCUGUUCUCUAGUGUUGAACUAAUAACCCUGCGUCACAACGUUUCAGUGUUUUUGUUAUAAAAAAAAUAAAAUAAUGAAAAAGAAAAAAAGAAAUAAAACGUCCCAGAAGAACCACUCGCUGUCAUAGCUGCAGCCUCUCACCUCCCUGACAGUCUGACCACUAUGUGCGCUGGAUGUCUGUAUGCACAAAAACGAUGCAUAUUAAAGCACGUUGUUGCGUUUCUGUGAGGCGUCCUGCAGCUCAGACCAGCAUGAAGAUCCUUCCAGACCCUCCACCUGUAAACCUCUACCCGCUGCCCCUACUACUAACCCUGCUCACCAUAAACAACACUUUGGGGAGGAAUGAUGGAGGAGCUGCAGUCGGCCCGGCUGCCUACAGAACUCGUGAGACUUGCUCCUUAAGAAGGAUGUAAAAGACUGACUGGUGGGUCGACGGACCAAACGAGCCUCGAGGAACAAGAGGUCCUUUGAGGCCUCUCACUGCCUGAUGGAGCCCACUCAGUGAAUGCAGAGGAGGAGGAGCAUGUAGGGGGAGGGGGGGCUCAUCAACGCUUCAUGAAGGAUUUUCUUUUUAUUUUCCUUUUCCAAAAUCUCAAAUUUGUUCCAGAAAGAGAUCAACGCUCAUCAGCUGUCCUCAGCAGGUGGCGACAUACUGUGAAAGCCAUGAACCAUUCGUAGAGCUCAAACCAGGAGAGCCGGUGGGAGAUUAGAGCCCGUCAGGUAUUGAGAGUGUCGGUGAACCUUCACUGAGAGUGUUUACAAAGUAGAUGAAACUUCCCUCACUAAGCUAAACUCUACGCUGCAGCCACAAUUUUAACCAGCCACUAUUAACAGCUCAUAUUUCUUCACUUCAGACUUUUAAGGGAUGCCGAAGGAAAAAGGAGGGAUUUAUUUUAGUAGUGAUGUCAUAAAACAAUCUAGAGAAGGAGAUCUGGAAGGUUUACAAGAGGGAUACUAAUAAACAGUGAUAUUAUGGCAUGCGACAGUUGUAAGGGAUGGGCAUGGACUCGCCACAGUGUACCGAGCGUUGGAAACAGGAUGUUUGUUAAAGAAAAAUUCUGCUAUUUUUGAGCUGUAGUUUCAUAUUUGUGCCUGUUCUGACUGUGGACUCUGCUAGAUUCACUUUCAGCUUCUCUGACUGCUACUGAGGAGUAUUCUAGGGGUCGACUGACAGUAUCAGGACAGAUACCAAUUAUCAGUAAUCAUUGAUCACUGUAAUGUGGCCAAUCUGGUAAUUGAUUGAUCCCUUAGUGCACAGCAGCGUCAACCAGCCAAAGCGUUCCUAACACACAGAUCAAUUUAAAUGCUUCUCUAUUGAACUCAUGUUGAACUCAUGUUUAGCUACUGUUGCUAAAUGCAAGCCAGUUUGAUGAGCUGACCAGAUUCUGCUGGAGAGCUGCUUGAUGGACUGCUGCUGCCAGACACAUGCAAACAAACUGGUGUGCAAACGAACAGGUAGCUCGUCUGGUUAGCUGCCGUAGCGAAUCCAUGGAGCCACAGUCUGUUUGUUUGGGCUCUGGCAAGCCUUUCAAAUGACUUCGAAAAAUCUAUCAGGAGAUUUGCUCUGUUUGUCCUGAUGUCUUGUAAAACAAGCAUUUCCAAAACUUUUCACAGGCUAAGAAAAACAGUAUUACUGGAGCAUGUUGACAAUGCUUUGUUGUGUAGCUAAUCCCUGAAGCUGGACUCACUGCAGGAGUUUCUGAGCUGAUUCAUUCCGUUUCACCCCUCCCAACAGUCAGAGGAUAAAUCAGGACCUGAUUACCCAGUAAUGUGAGGGGUUCACAGAUCAGUCUGAAACCUCCUGAACUGCUCAGGCUUAUCAGGGCAAACAUGUCUGAUAUUUCUAAGCUAAAAUCAGGAUGGUUAGAUUGUUACAGAAGUGCAAGGAGCUACAAAACUGAAAAACAGAACAACUACGUUGACCACAUCUCCCAAACCAUUUAGCCCUCUGCAUUUGUUUUAUCUCGCUGCUAAUUAUUAUUACCGUUACAGCAAGUUGUUGUUCCACAGACUCCAUUUUAUUUCCAUCUGCUUCCCCAUGAGAUCUCAGGAGGUGCUGCUCUGCUCCCUGAUUGUUCCCUCUGGCCCAGUAGCCUCAGUAUCCUGUAGUUUGUGAUGUACUGUUGUAGUGUGCAAUCUGAGAUUAGAGCAGGAAACCUGUGAAGUUUCUCCUCAUGUGUCUGAUGCAAUCUGAUUACAAAAUCUCUUAGAGUUUCAAAACUCCUGCAGUGUGAGUCUGACCUAAGUAAGACUGAUUUAACAGUAGAAUUUCCUCAACCCGUGAAGGAACUCUUUCAUUUCUUCUAAAACAUGACCAUUAUUGGGAGAGCAUGGUGAUGAGUGCAAGUUAAUCCUGAGCCAUUUGUCAGAGAGGAAACACGAACAUGACAAGAGUUUUAAAAAUGCCACAGUUUUCCUUUAAUGACGUACCAGGUUCCACCACGUCCACUCGCUCUGGGUCUCAGACGUGAAUCUGACGGAGGGGCUGUUUCAGAUGCAGCACCGGCUUGUACAUAGACGAGUCUACGCCUGCUAGUUCUAGAGGAUCAGUAUGUUUAGCUAGAAGGUUUCAAACUUCAGGUCACUUGUUUAAUGUCAGUGGUUUGUCCGAGUGCCCCCCACUUCUCCACUCACACGAACCACUCUGACCCACAUGUGUUAACACAAACCUGCUCUGUAAAAUACGGUUCUACUGCUGUCUUUGAACAUAAAAUUUGAAAUUGUAGAUUUUUUUUGUCUAAUAACUCCUUUGUAUAUACUACUCCAGAUUUGUAUGUAACGUUUAUGGUAGUAAUUUAUUUAACUUGUCUCCUCAGUAAAAAAAGUUCCUCAAACACCACUUUAUUUUUAAAUUAGGAAUUCAAUGUGCCAUUUGUUUAUUUCUUUAUUAAUGUGACUAAUGCUUUUUUGUUGUUGUUGUUUUUUUGAAAAUGUACAAGUAAACCCUUGAUGUCUUCUUUUCUUUUUUGUAAACACAGUUGUCCUUACACAACACAAACCAUUAAUGCAAAAGUGGAAAUGGUGUGUUAGUGGCAGAGGGCUGCUUUUUAAAGGUCGGUUGGAUUUUACUGUGUUGCUCACACACAGUGGUGGGAUGUUCUGGAUGUAGAUUACAGUCUAAAUAAAUGUCAGACAUGUGAAGUGUUCCUGGUGCUGGGUUCUGCUGACUGGCCUGAUGUUGGCUCAGCACACUCCAUCUGGGUCCAGUAAAUAGUCAGUGACGAGAUACAGAAAUGUUAAUUCUUUGGGCUAUAGUGUGAUUAACUGCUGAAAAACAGGAUAAAGAUGCAUUGAGUGGUUUAAAGUUUCAGGUGUUUUCCUCCUGACACAGUCACAGUGUACUAACAGGCCUACAUGUUGACGUCAUAGUUUAUCAAAAGUUUUCUGAAUUAAUUGAGUUAUUUGAUUUACUGGUAAAGAAAACUAGUAAAUACUCCCAUUUCUUGCUCACUUAUCUCAGAGGGAAGCAACUUAACUGUUCCUGUGAAUAAUUUUUCAGUGUUUUUCUAAUAAAAUAGAAUACAGCUGUUACUGUUAUAGUCAGGAUUUCCUGACAGUAGCUGACUGUGUGUGGACUUAUAAGCAUGCUGAUAAUGUUAAACCCUCACUCUGUUCACAGCAGCACCACUGCUCUGUUCCGCAGGUCAGCUGACCAACAAAACUAAAAAGUACAACAUUGCGUUCACACGCAGUUAAGACUCAGGUGACCUUGUGCUCCUUAAAAUAAUCUUCCGCCGAGGACCAGAUGGACCGAAGCGACAGCAGGAGUCUCUGCAGCAGUCAGAACCAGCCUGUGGGAAACGCUCAGUGUGUCCUUGUUUUGACUGCAGUCUAUGUUCAGUCGGCCUCAGCUCACCUUUUCACUCAAGUUUACUCAUCUCUCCGUGGUAACGCUCUACAACACACAAUUGCUACAUUAACCACAACAAUAUGACAUUUUUAUUUAUUUGGGGUUUUUUUGUUUUUGUUUUUUUUUAAAUAGAAAUUACCUUCUGAGCCGGGUUAUGUUGUCAAUCAUGUCGAUAUAGUUUUUAGAAUCCAAAUAAAAACUGUGGGUUUAAAUGUU